This is a messenger RNA of Pestalotiopsis fici W106-1, 849 nucleotides long. RefSeq lists its product as uncharacterized. NCBI's taxonomy places the organism in Eukaryota, Fungi, Ascomycota, Sordariomycetes, Amphisphaeriales, Sporocadaceae. The coding region runs from base 1 to 849 and encodes 282 amino acids. The record is from RefSeq and is a predicted model, not a curated record. The transcript is spliced from 3 exons.
AUGUCUACAUCCCGAGCCGACCUCUUCUCAAGCCUCGUCAUUUUACCCACUGCGAAUGCUCUUGGCCAUCUGAUGCCCGCGGUUGGCGCGAGCUGGGCAACUACUGGGGCACUAGUCUGGGACUAUCCUAUCCUCAUUCUCUUGUUUUCCGUACAUACACUACUCGACAGCUUUGACAAGUACCGAGAUAUACCCUCGGAGAAGAAGCCCAGUACAAUAAUAACCUUAAUAUGGGCUGGCACUUUGAUGCUUUCAAUCUCAGGGUCGUCAUAUGUCAGCGGAUUCUCGAGUGCCAUCCGCAUCGUUUGGUUCUUGUGUCUUGAAAUCUUCUGGGCUGUACCUCUGAUACCACUUUACUCGCGCAGACGAGGGUUCUACCUCGUCAAGUUGCGACAGCUCUUUGGGCCUCUCAAGUCUGCCUUUUGCGGCGUCAUGGCUGGUCUUAUGGACGCCGACCCGGCAUCGCAUCAUGCGUGCAUCAUUCUCACUGCGGACUGCGGCGCCGGCCCGCAACGCGUGCAAGCUCUCGCCUACAGCAUACUAUAUAACUUUCUCCGCGAAUCAUUUUACGACGCGAGGGACAUUGAAGAAGACAAACAAGAUCAUGUCUCCACUAUGGCCACGUUCCUCGGCAUGCCCAACACGAUCGCGUUGCUCUUGGCAGGGGCGGUGGCGGGCGAGGCAUGGAUCAGUGGUGCGAUAACACUAGAGGGCAAUACUCGAGCCGUGGGCGUGGUUGGCCUGUCGAGCUGGAUUGUUGCGACGCAGACCAGGGAGAAGCGAUUGGCGUGGGUUUUCUUUUCGCUUGUUUCGCUAUUGCCGGCGUGGCAUGCCCAAGCCCAUCUCUAA